Messenger RNA from Chara braunii, 1281 nucleotides. The record is from the annotation of a GenBank genome assembly. NCBI's taxonomy places the organism in Eukaryota, Viridiplantae, Streptophyta, Charophyceae, Charales, Characeae.
GCGUGGUGGUCCCGACGGGAAGAGCGGCCGGCGGACGAAGUGACGGGGCGGACGGGACGCAGCCGAUCUAAGUCAUGGCGAUGGCGGUCACGUUCGCAGCGACCAUAGCCGUGGCUAUGGUGGCUAUGGCGGCAGUGUGGUUCCAGUUCUACGUGCCCGUCCCUACGGGAUUUGAUCCGGUCGGGCAGAAGCACGCCCCUCCUCCGUCGAUGGAGGGAGCAGUCUUCACUCCCAACGAGGAGCUGAAGCGCGCUGAGAAGCUGGGGAUCGAACACGUGUCUGGUCCUGAAGAUCUCGUUGCAGAUUCGUCAGGGAGGCUCUAUUUCGGGUCCGCUAUCAACGGGUACAUCCAGCGUAUGGAACCUGAUGGGCAGGUCGAUGAUUGGGCGGAUGUGGGAGGGCGAGCUUUGGGACUAGAGUGGGGCCCCAACGGAGACCUGCUUGCCUGCGUGCAGAACGUUGGACUUGUGGCUGUUACCGUAACAGGAGAAGUGCGGCUUCUUCUCGACUCUGUAGACAAUGCCAGCUUGCCUACACCGUUUUUCAACAACCUGGAUGUUUCGUCCGAGUCUCGUUUGUAUGUUUCAGAAUCGAGCACACGGUGGCCAUUGGAAAAAUUUGUAUACUCGAUGCUUGAAGGGGUGCCAAGUGGCAGACUGAUUGAAUAUGACAUCUUAAGCAAUGCCAGCAAGAUUCUUAUGGAUGGACUGGAUUUCGCUAAUGGGGUAGCCAUUUCCAAGGAUGAAGAUUUCCUUAUCAUUGCUGAAACGGGCAUGUUUCGACUGCAUCGGUACUGGCUGAAGGGACCCAAAGCUGGGACGCACGAGGUGUUCUUGGACAAUUUGCCCGGUUAUGCGGACAAUAUCCACUCGAACCGGAAGGGGUUGUUCUGGAUUGCUAUUCCUGUGAUGCGAUCACCAGCCAGUGAGACGUUCGUCCUCCGUUAUCGCUUCAUGCGCUGGCUCGUCGCCUCAUUUCCUCCCUUGUGGACUUUUUUCCUACGAAACAACCCAGGGUUCGCUUUAGCAGUCAACGAAGAUGGGAAGCCUGUUAUGGCGGUGAUGAAUUGGAGCAAGGACCACUUACGGAUGGUCACUACAGCCAGGGAGUAUGGAGGCUACCUCUAUCUGGGCAACUUAAUGUGGAAUUAUUUGGCCAAAUUUAAGCUCACAACUUGAAAUAUAAUUGAAAUAUAUUGGCCAUCAGAAAAGAGGGUUUAUACCCUUGAUGAAAUCCUUCUGCCUCAUGGUUCUAUGAAGGUAAUAAACGGCGUACCCAUGC